Molecule: messenger RNA, 504 nt
Organism: Thalassophryne amazonica
Lineage: Eukaryota; Metazoa; Chordata; Actinopteri; Batrachoidiformes; Batrachoididae
Product: peptide chain release factor 1, mitochondrial-like
Exons: 4
Coding region: 1-504 (167 amino acids)
Biological process (GO): translational termination
Source: RefSeq, a predicted model, not a curated record
AUGCUUGAGCUGGCCCAGACCUGGGAGGAGCUGCAGCACUGCGGGGCUGCAGCCACAAAACGCUUCUGUCACACUGAUUUGCAGAUUUGUACAAGAAUUGAGUCGGUGCAGAGGUAUCUCCAGCAGCUCAUGGAGGAAUAUGGGGAAGUCAGUAAGAAACUGCAGUAUGCACAUCUCAGCGACUCGGAGAGAAAAUUGCUGAUGAAGAAACGCACAAAGCUGCUGCCACUGGCGAAUGUAUUUCACAAAAGUGAGCAGGCUUUAAAAGACCUGCAGGAGGUUUCGUCAGGUCUGGAUGGUUCUUCUGGGGCCACAGAGGAAGAUGCACAUUUGACAGAGCUGUUGAAAGAGGAGGAAGCUCAGAUUUCUCACAAGAUUUUGACUUUAAGAAGAGAUCUUAUCAAGGCUCUUGUGCCCACUGACCCAUUGGACUCCAGUAACAUUGUGCUGGAGGUUGUGUCAGGACGAACAACAGGAGGUAAGUGUUACAUACCAUUUUUUUAA